Molecule: messenger RNA, 4999 nt
Organism: Parasteatoda tepidariorum (common house spider)
Lineage: Eukaryota; Metazoa; Arthropoda; Arachnida; Araneae; Theridiidae
Product: endothelial transcription factor GATA-2-like
Biological process (GO): cell fate commitment; negative regulation of transcription by RNA polymerase II; positive regulation of transcription by RNA polymerase II
Cellular component (GO): nucleus
Molecular function (GO): RNA polymerase II cis-regulatory region sequence-specific DNA binding; zinc ion binding; DNA-binding transcription factor activity, RNA polymerase II-specific
Source: RefSeq, a predicted model, not a curated record
ACGUCGUUGUGCUGCAUCUGCCCAAAGCUGUGUUUGAUGCCGUUGUGGAGUGAGCGAUAAGUGGUGUGUUGAUCAUUCUGUGUGUUUGUGUUGAUCAUUGGACUGGUUUGUGUUUGUUUACUUUUGGAUUGUUUAGCGACUCUAGAAAAGAUCGGCUUGCAUCUUGGAUUUUUUUGCCGAUUUGUGUUCUAUAAUUGAGAAAGUAUCUUUGGAAUGGUUCCUCAUUUUCGGAUCUAUCCAAUAAUAGAUGGUGAUUAAACAAGCGACUAAGAUCGCAGCCGGUGUGUGAGAAGACCGAUCGCCCGAUAGAGGUGCUGGCCUUGGCCGACAGUGACUUGAUCUUCGCGCCGAUUAAAUCUAUCUUAUUUACCGAUCAGGGAACAAUGGUUAAAUAUCGCCAGACCACGUGACUAGGCCAUCAUUUUGGAUGGUCACCGUCAAAUAGUGAGUUUGGUGACCACAGCAACGAAGAAGGCUCCAUGGAUGUAUCGGGGGACCAGGGACAGGGGCACCGGUGGCCCUACGAUGGCCCCCGCAUGGGCGCCGCUGGUAUCGACGGAUCUGGAAAUCUCCUAGCGCCCGAUGACGUCGACGUCUUCUUUCACUCUCUCGACAGUAACGGCAAUCCCGUGAACCCAGCCAGCUAUUACGCAAGUCCCGCUGCGGCCCGCGCAGUUCACAGUUACAGGCCACCACAUGCCCGAAUGCCUAGCAGUCAAAUGUGCAGGCCGCACUUCCAUUCUCCUCUUCAUCCGUGGAUCUCAGAAGGAGGCAAGCCCAUGGUGCCACAUCCAGCACAUGGAUCAGCCUGGUGCUCGCCUUUUUCCGGCAAACCACCUCACCACCCGAGCGGGUCUUCGGGAGGUCCUCUCGGAGUCCACGCUCCACCCCACUCUGGUUCCUUACCUCCACAUUCUAGUCCUCAUCUCUUCAGCUUUCCACCUACACCCCCCAAAGACGCGACGCCGGACACUGUGACAACACACCCCACUAACGGUGGGGUUAGUAGUGGCGAUUAUGGCGGUUCAGCGUCAGGACUUGUAGUGUCCAGCAGUGGAGAGGACAUAAAGGGUCACCACACGCCCAACAUGAUCACUUCCCUGGGUUCGGCCCUCAGCAACUGCGGUUCUUCCAGCAGCGGUGGCAAGCCCAGAGAAGGUAGUACAGCUUUUUCUUCAACUCUUAAUCCCGUACAUCACCACCAGCCUUCCCAUCACCAUCACCACCAUCAUAUGCCCACCUAUUCCCCUUACGUUGCUGGUCCACCCCCAUCGGGUGGAUCUGCGGACUAUUCCGGAACGGCUUAUCCGUUCCAUAGCUCAUUUCUGGGCUCUUCUACGGGAAAGACAUCUUCUAUGCAAAGUUCCAGCAGCUCCUCCAGUGGUAAACCAAGGAGUAAAGGGCGAUCGAGUGCCGAUGACAAGAAUCUUUGGUCCGGCUAUAGCAGAACUUUGACUAACAACGGGAUUGUAUUGUGGAGUUCUGAUACCGACACUCACUACUCUAACCCCUGUGAGGGUCGGGAGUGCGUGAACUGCGGGGCCACCUCGACGCCGUUGUGGCGCAGGGAUGGCACGGGACACUACCUUUGCAAUGCCUGCGGACUCUACCACAAAAUGAACGGUCAGAACAGACCGCUCAUAAAACCCAAGAGGCGACUAUCCGCGGCGAGGAGAGCGGGUACGAGCUGCGCGAAUUGUAAAACGACCACUACCACGCUCUGGAGACGGAACCAAAACGGAGAACCAGUCUGUAACGCCUGUGGACUCUACUACAAACUACACAACGUAAACCGACCUCUCACCAUGAAGAAGGAAGGUAUACAGACGCGGAAUCGAAAACUAUCGUCAAAAAGUAAAAAGAAAAAAGGUUGUCUCGCCAUCCCCGAGUGUUUGAAGCCUCUAGACAAGCCUUUCUCAAGCUUCGGUCCCACAGGCCAGCUCGGUUCCAUGUCCUCCAUGUCAAUGACCAUGAACCAUUACAUGCAUCAGGGUAAUAUGCCCAUAUCGAUGCCAGGGUCUUUCGUCACAUCAUCUCCGAUGCAUAUGAACACUGCUCCUGGACUGUCCAGUCUCUCACUGUCCUCCAAUGGAGGACCUCUACCCCUAGGAACGGGUGGAUUGGGACUGGCCACUUCUAACAGCAUGGUCGGUGCUAUGGCUUGACAUAGGGCUCCACCGCAACCAGGGCUCGGUUGCUGGGACAUGGGCCAUCAUCAUCAUCAUGAUAAGAGUCCCUCAGUGGCACUAGCUUCUUGCGCACAGCUAUGGGCACAAUUCCCGAAUUCUCUGUCCAGUGCGGAAGGGUCACCACCACUGUGCUCUGGACUAACGGAUUACAAAGACUGAAUUUUGUGAUUUCCGGUAACCUUCUUUAAUGAAAAACUUUCCCCACAAUGUCGUGAUCACGGAUUAAAAGAAAUGCAUUUAAAGUGUGAUUCGUUUUCUGUCCUUUUGCUUAGUCGGAUGCAGGUUCGUCGCUGUGGGAAUAAUAAAGGAAUGCCUGUUCUAUUCUUUUACUGAAAAAAAAAACUUUCAUUCUUAAAACCACGCACAUGUGCAAUGUUAAACUUGAACCUCUUCAGAUUAUGAUGAGCUAUUUCUUUUGAUUCGUGAUCAGCCACCACGGUGAUCAGCCAAAGAGGUGAUGAACUGUCUCACAGUACCAUAUAUGGUCAAGUGUGAACUAUAAAUCUUGCAUCAAUGUUGGUGUGAGCAUCACUUGGAGCAACGACUGAAUUUAUCAAGGAUUCUUUUGUGUUAACAGGGCGCUAUGCGUCCUGUUAACCUAAGUUUGGUUGUAAAAUAUAUAAAAUAAACUUCUUGCUGAAAAUGACUAUUAUCUGUACACAUGAAAGACUAGUCCAAAUUUUGUUGGACUAGCGAACUAUUUUAAAUCCAAGCAAAUCAAUAUCUUCAAAAUUCUUUGUCAUCUAUUUUACAAGUCGUGAUUUUUCAAGGAUCAAAACUGCAGAAUUCAUUUCUUUUGGCAAAUAUCUCAGGUCAGGAUUAAGAGAAAAAUAAACACAGAACCUAACUCGCGAUAUGCAACUUUUUAAAUUUUUAGAUCUUCCUAUUUUUGUUUUCAUCCAUCAAAGAUUGUAGCGUACCUCUCAUACUUCAUUGUGUUAAAUUAAAAAACUCCUUCAUGUGUCUGAUAUACUUGUAAAUUUAUUGAUUCGGGGAUAAUAUUUUUUCAAUACACUCUCCGAUGCAUUAGUAUUUAUUCUGAUAUUUUUUAACAAGCAUUGCAGAUGUUUUUAUUGUACAAAAAUGAAACUUUUUCAUGAAUUCGAAUAUUAAAAACUACUAAGUUAUUUAAAAUAGCUGAAAUAAAUAAAUUUGUAAACAAGAAAGAUAAGUAAGAGCACAAAAAUGUAAUCUAUAAAAUCUUUUUUUGUUCUCUCGAAUGCUGUUUUACUCAUCCAAGAUAGUUUUACGGCUUUAAUGUUCAUUCACAUAUCAGUAAAAUUAACAAAUUUAAGUGCAAUAUUUUCACAGCCUUCUUUUUCAAAUGUAAUUUUAUUGAAAAAUUUGAUAGUACUUACAAUUUGAUUUUUAAAUGAGACAUAAAAGGCCAAAAAUUUGUAUCAUAAAAAGUUAACCAAAAAUAUCAUGGUCAUUAAUUAGGGUGAAUUAAACAAAUUAAGGUGUGAUUAGAGGAAUGAAAAUUUAUUAAUUAAAUAUUCAUUAAGAAAGAAAUGAAUGGUAUUUUAAAAAAUUAUUAAUGUUAUUAAAAUUACUUAGCAAUAAAUUUAUUCAAAAUACUUUAAAUUAAUUCUUGAACUGAAGAAUACAAUGAAUAUUAAAAUUUAAAACUAUUUCUUUUUAUUAAUUUCAUAAUGAGGAUGAUUAGACAUAUAAUACACAUGUUCGAAAUUGGUGAAUAAUCUUUAGUUUAGAAAUUCUGUAUAAAAAGAAAAAACUUUUUAAUAAUAAACAAAACAUAUGUAAUAAUAUUCAUUUCUUAUUAAAAAUGACAACAAAAAUGUAUUUUAAAUUAAUGAACGCUAGAUGUAAGAAAUGCAAAUUUAUUUAUUACUGUACGCAAGAAAUUUGUAUAUUUUUAUGUAAUGUACUGAUUACCCAAGACUGAUUACAUUCAGAUACGAAUUACUACUUUGUAAACAAGAAAAGUAAUUAGGAAAUAUUUGAAAUUUUAUUUGAAUGAUUCUUUUUACAACAGAUUUAAAAUGUGUAAAUAUAUAAAAAUAUGUUUCUGUACAAAGAUUAUUUUGCAUUUUUAUAAGCUAUUUCAUUGUAUUUUUGAUUUAUACCCAGUAAUUAAACAAAUUGCAGAAGUUUAUUUUUUUUUAAAUUUUGUUUUCAUCAUUAGCAAAUAAAACAAUAUUAUUUCAUUAACGUAGAUGUGAACAUUAAAAUUGAAAACAAAAAUAUUAUUUCAAAAAAAAUUUGUAAUUUUUUUCUCAAAUUUUAGUUAAGAAAUUUUAAAUAAUAAUUAUUUACUUCAUUAAAUAUUUAUUUAAUUUCCUCCUUUUCUUUAUUUGCAAUUCCUAAAUUUCUUUCUUUCAGUUCAUGACUAAAAGAUUAGCAGUUGUUCAUAAGUGUAUUUAUGAACUACUGCUAAUUUUAAUAUUUAUUUUUAAGUUUCAUUUAAAACCUAGGUAUUUACUUUUUCAGUAUUCUAAUAUAUAUUUUUCAUAUUGCACACAUAUAUUUGUGAAAUUUUUCAAAAUAAUAAAAAUUUUAUUGUGUAAAAAUAGUUAUAAGGCUACUGGGUAUAAAUGAUUAGUACAAUUCCUGAGAAUAAUAAAUAAAUAAAGAGUUAUUAUUUCGAAAACUACUGUGGGGGUGUGCUACUAUCUCGAACAGGACUGUACAUUAUUUCACUGUAGCUGGUAUGAGUGUAAUUUUUCAUAACUUGUACUGUGCAUUAUAAUAUAUAUAAAGAUAUAUAGAGAAAAGUUCCUUCUUAAUUGAAACAUAAUACUGUAUAUAAAUCAUUUCAUCUUGCACCAAUAAAAACAAAAGGAAGAUGG